Molecule: messenger RNA, 11934 nt
Organism: Mercenaria mercenaria
Lineage: Eukaryota; Metazoa; Mollusca; Bivalvia; Venerida; Veneridae
Product: kelch-like protein 21
Exons: 2
Coding region: 195-1958 (587 amino acids)
Molecular function (GO): protein binding
Source: RefSeq, a predicted model, not a curated record
UUAUAAUGACGUCAUGAAUGUGUACAUGUAGGCAAGUAAUGGCGACGGAAAUACCGUGACAACUGUUAUUGGAAUGAUUGCAUCGCUGUAAAUUAAAUUGUAAUAUUGUGGGCAAGGAAGAGUUUCAUUUUGGCUUGGUGAAGUAUCGAGAGACACGCAGCGAAGAGUGAGGAUCUCGGGUAGUGUACGUCAAAAUGGCUGAAGUUGGAGCAGGAAGCGUUGUGGAUGACAAGUACAUUUUGAUGGAUGUAGGUUAUGGAAUGGGCAUUCUUAAAAAUCUCAAUGAAAUGAGGCUGAAGAGGCUUUUCACAGACACAAUAUUGUGUCUAGGACAGGAGGAGUUUCCUUGCCAUAAGAACCUGUUGUCAGCUAGUAGCCCAUAUUUUCAUGCAAUGUUUACCAAUGAUUUAAGAGAAAAUAGAGAUAUACGUGUACCCUUUGCUGAUAUUUCUCCUUGGACAUUUAAGCGUAUCAUAGACUAUGUUUACACCGGCCGUCUAGAGAUCUCAACAGACAAUGCUCAAGAAAUGCUCACUGCUGGUUGCAAAUUCCAAUAUCCUGCCAUUGUUGAUGCUUGCUGCAAUUUUUUGAAACGACAGUUACAUCCCUCAAACUGUUUGGGCAUUCAGUUGUUUUCACAAAUUCAUUCCUGCAAGGAGCUAGAGGACAGUGCUACAAAGUAUGCCCUAGAAAAUUUCUCGGCUCUAGUUCAGUACGAUGAGUUUCUUGAAAUACCACUAGAGAAGUUGCUGUGGUUUGUUUCAAGUGAUCAUAUAGAAGUACGAAAUGAAGAAACUGUGUAUAAUGCUGUUAUACGAUGGAUAAAGUACGAUGUUGAAGACAGGAAAAAAUAUAUUCUACAGUUACUGCAAGAAGUCAGAUUGCCUGUGAUCAAUAUUAAUAAUUUACGAAGUAUGGAAAAUGAACCUCUUUUACAAAAUUGUGAUAGAUGUAUGGAUCUAGUCAGACAAGCUGAGAUUAAACAUGAAACUAUUCAUGACCAAUAUGGUAGGAGGCGGCGAAGCAUGCAAGAUACUAUGUUCCACCCAAGACCGUCAACCAUUGCCAAAGAGGUUAUAGUAGCAAUAGGUGGUUUGAACGGGUUUGUAACGAGAACAGUUGAAAUGUUUGAUCCUCAAAAGAAUGCAUGGUCCUCAUUGCCCGACUUCCCUAAACCUGUGACCUGGUUCAGUGUGUCUGCUGUAGUUAACUGUAUUAUAGUCGCAGGCGGUAUUCUUGAUGGAAGAAUUAUUGGAAAUGUGUGGAAGUUUGAUACAGGUGGACGAGAAUGGCACGAGAUCACCUGCAUGAGUCAGCCCAGAGCGAAACACGCUUCUGCUGUGCUGCAUGAUAGGUUGUUUAUUUUUGGUGGAGUGACGUAUACCGCUAACUUUGAGGUAGUAGAUCAGGGCUGUAUUGAAUGUUUUGACCCGUCCACAAAUGUGUGGUCAGUUGUUGGCCAUUCUUCUUUCCCAAGGACUCUGUCAAAGAUUGUUCCUUACGGGAAUCAGUUGGUGGAGGUAGGGGGACUGCAAGGUGAAGCCAAAGUCAACACAAUGGAGUGCUAUGAAGGGUCCCCUGACAGUACAGCAAUCAAACCCUUACGUGAACAUUUUAUCUUGCCAGAAGCAAUUGAAUUUGCUCAAAUAGUGGUGCUUAAUGGAGUAUUUUACAUUUUUUGGGAGGAUACGAAGAAGGUGAUCACACUAGAUCCAGAGAAGCGUACAUUCCAGAGACUGCCUGACAUGAACUUUUGCCAUAAAAAUAGUGGUGCUACUGUCCUCAGAGACAAGAUUUAUGUGAUAGGGGGUAUGACGGACAAUUUGAGAGUGGGGUCACAUGAUUCUCAUGCUAGUAGGGUAGUUGAAUGCUUUGAUCCAGAAACAAAGACCUGGACAAUAGAGAAACCUCUACAGGAAGCAAGAGGCUUCCAUGCUUGUGUUACUGUCCAUAUGUGAUGCAAGACAUUCUGGAGAAUAUAUAGAUUUAUUGCUAUAUCUUCAUCUAAGCCUUUCAUGCUGAAAUUUAGCCUUGCCCGUCUGCUUAGCUCAAUGUGGAGAGCACAGAUCUAUGGAUUGCAGGGUUGUGAGUUUUAUCCCCCGUCAAAGUUCAUGUUCUCUAUGACAGUUUGAUAAAAGACGUUGUGUCUGAAAUCAUUCAUCCUCCACCUCUGGUUCAUGUGGAGAAGUUGGCAGUUACUUGCAGAGAACAGGUUUGUAGUGGUAUAGAAUCCAGGAACACUGGUAAGGUUCUGCUGUUACAUAACUGAAAUACAGAACUUUGAAAAACAAUGUUAGACUCAAAACAAACAAACAAACAAAAAAAAACUUGCCUGCUUUUUGCUGUUAGCGUUAACUAGUAUAAAACUGGACUUUUAUUAUUUGAUACUUCAGUAUCAACAUAUAUGCAUGAACAUGCUUUAGUAUGUCAAGCUAGUAUUGGUCAGAAAUAAUGAAACGGCUAAUUUUAAUGAAUACUUACUAACUGUUACAUGUACGUUUCUGUGAAAAUUGAUAGUUUUGAAAGUUCUUCAGUAACUGGUAUAAAAUUGAAGAAAUGGCUUGAAACCUAGAUCAGACAAAAUAGAUAUUAUAUCAGUUUAUAUAUAUAUAUUAUGCCAUGGUAAUAAAAGAAAGUUAACAGCAUUGCCAUUUCUUGUAUCAGAUAGAAAGAUAUGUAUGAUGAAGAUGUAGCAGUUAAUUUAUAUAUAUAUGUACAUGUAUCACUACAAAAGUUUGAACAAUGCUCCAGUACCAUUAGGCUUAAAAUUAAAUUGAGCCGCGCCAGAGAAAACCAACAUAGUGCAUUUGCGACCAGCAUGGAUCCAGACUGUUUGCUUUCAAAGCCUAUUGCAAUAAAGAAAUCGUUAGCGAACAGCAUGGAUCCUGACCAGACUGCACGGAUGCACAGGCUGGUCUGGAUCCAUGCUGGUUGCAAAUGCACUAUGUUGAUUUUCUCAUGGUGUGGCUCAAUUAUACUUUACAUGUAUGUGGAUAUAGAAAAGGGACCAUAAUAUCUGGUGUCUAGCUUGAAGAGGAUGUUUUAGUUCCUUAAUUCCUUAAGUGGUCAGUUUUAAUGCAGAUUAGUUGCUUUUUUUUCUAUUACAUUUUAAUUUGCUUGUACAUGUAGGCCUAGUAAAUUUUAUUUGUCUGUCAGUUGUGCCCAAGGAAUAAGUAAACUGUUGUAUUUGAAAUUUCAUAGACUGUUUCUUCAACUUGAAAAGAAUAAGCUUUUUUCAUAAAAUUUUAUCACUGGACAAUAAGGGAAAUGGUAUGGUUAUAUGUAAUUAAAGGUUAAUUGACAUGUAGGCUAGACAUAGAGUCCUUUUCAAGAAAAGACAAGUUCUUACAGUUCAGCUUAUUUCUUGAAACAAAGGUGUGUAAUGCAUUUGAACAGUGGAUUGACAAAAUAUUGAACAUGAAAUGUGUGUGUGCCUUUUAUUAAUGCCUUCAGUAUUCAGUUUUUAGCUUGACUAUUCGAAGAAUAAGUAGAGCUAUCCUACUCACCACGGUUUCGGCGUCACACCUUGGUUAAGUUUUUCGUACCAGUCCAGAUUUUGACAAAGUCUUUUGAGAUAAAGCUUUGAAACUUUCAACACUUGUUUACCAUCACCAUGGUCAGUUAUAGGCAAGAGCCCAUAACUCCAUCAAGGAUUUUGGCUGAAUUAUGGCCCCUUUUGACUUAGAAAUCAUGGAUAAGUUUUUCGUACCAGUUCACAUUUUGACAAAGUCUUUUGAGAUAAAGGUUUGAAACUUUCAGCACUUGUUUACCAUCACCAUGGCCAGUUAUAGGCAAGACUACAUAACUCCAUCAAGGAUUUUGGCUGAAUUAUGGCCCCUUUCGACUUAGAAAUCUUGGUUAAGUUUUUCGUACCAGUUUGUAUUUAGACAAAGUCUUUUGAGAUAAACCUUUGAAACUUUCAACACUUAUUUACCAUCACCAUGUCCAGUUAUAGGCAAGAGCACAUAACUCCAUCAAGGAUUUUGGCUGAAUUAUGGCCCCUUUUGACUUAGAAAUCUUGUUUAAGUUUUCUUUUUUGUAAAGUGUUUGACAUAUGGCUUUGAAACUUUUAUCACUUGUUUAGUAUAAUAGUCUCUAUCUGUCAGAAAGAGUACAUUGAAAUUAGUUCUGUUUUCAUACAGGUCCACGUUUUGUCAAAACUAUUUGACAUAUGGCUUUUAAACUUUGAACACUUGUUUAUCAUUAUGAUUUCCAUCUGUAGGCAAGAGUACAUAACUAUUUUGACUGAAUUAUGGCCCUUUUUAGCUCGACUAUUUGAAGAAUAAGUAGAGCUAUCCUACUCACCACGGCGUCGGCGUCACACCUUGGUUAAGUUUUUCGUACCAGUCCACAUUUUGACAAAGUCUUUUGAGAUAAAGCUUUGAAACUUUCAACACUUGUUAACCAUCACCAUGGCCAGUUAUAGGCAAGAGUACAUAACUCCAUCAAGGAUUUUGGCUGAAUUAUGGCCCCUUUCGACUUAGAAAUCUUGGUUAAGUUUUUCGUACCAGUUCAUAUUUUGACAAAGUCUUUUGAGAUAAAGCUUUGAAACUUUCAACACUUGUUUACCAUCACCAUGUCCAGUUAUAGGCAAGAGCACAUUAGUCCAUCAAGGAUUUUGGCUGAAUUAUGGCCCUUUUUGACUUAGAAAUCUGGGUUAAUAUUUCGUACCAGUUCAUAUUUUGAUAAAGUCUUUUGAGAUAAAGCUUUGAAACUUUAAACACCUGUUUACCAUCACCAUAUCCAGUUAUAGGCAAGAGUACAUAACUCCAUCAAGGAUUUUGGCUGAAUUAUGGCCCCUUUUGACUUAGAAAUCUUGGUUAAGUUUUCCGUACCAGUUCAUAUUUUUUGUAAAGUGUUUGACAUAUGGCUUUGAAACUUUUAUCACUUGUUAAGUAUAAUAGUCUCUAUCUGUAGGAAAGAGUACAUAACUCUGUCAUCUAUUUUGGCUGAAUUAUGGCCCUUUCUGGACUUCAAAAUUGGUUCUGUUUUCAUACAAGUCCAGGUUUUGUCAAAACUAUUUGACAUAUGGCUUUUAAACUUUGAACACUUGUUUAUCAUUAUGAUUUCCAUCUGUAGGCAAGAGUACAUAACUAUUUUGACUGAAUUAUGGCCCUUUUUGGACUUUGAAAUUGGUUCAUACAUUGCCAUUUAGUGCAAGACUUAUCGAAAUCAAAGAAAUACAGGAACAUUGUUUGUCUAAUCUAUUUAUUUCUUUUGUCUGAAUAUCUGUGGAAAUAUUUUGACCCCAUUCUUCAAUCAAUUCUUCGAAUAGUCGAGCACGCUGUCAUCAGACAGCUCUUGUUGAACUUUGAAAUUGGUUCAUACAUUGCCAUUUAGCGCAAGACUUAUUGAAAUCAAAGAAAUACAGGAACAUUGUUUGUCUAAUCUAUUUUUUUCUUUUGUCUGAAUAUCUGUGGAAAUAUUUUGACCCCAUUCUUCAAUCAAUUCUUCGAAUAGUCGAGCGCGCUGUCACCAGACAGCUCUUGUUUUUCUUUUGAAUUAAAAGCACUUACUUGCAUCAUUUUAAUUAAAGAACUUAUUUACAUCUCACACUGCUGUAAGAAAUAUAUAAAUAUGAUGUAAUAUUUGGUAGUAUUUUAACCACUGAGUUUAUUUUGAAACGAGUUGAAUAGCUGUUGAUAAAUGGCAGAUUGCAGUACAGACAUUUUGAAGCUACAUUGUACUUUGAGUAUUACUUUAAAGCUAAUGUCAAACUAGUGUUCAUUAAUGAUUAUUUGUUUUUGACUGAUUUUAGAGUCUUCAGUGGAUCAGUAUCUGUUCUCCUUAAUGUGAGACCAGAAUUCUAAUUGUACCCAACAAAAAGUAUGGUAAAAAAGAUCUUUUGAUGUAUAAGAACAAGAUCAUCAAAAAUGCAAAUCUUUGUACAGAAAAAUAUACCUCUUGGGUAGCAUUAGGCUGCUGAUAUUUAUAAUAAAUGUAUGAAUAAAAUCUUUUUCCAGUUUUGACCAAAAUACUGUUCAAAUUCCCAAAGCUAUGGUAAGAGUAAUGUUCAAAAAUCAUGGGGUAAAACACCUGUACAGAAAUUUAAUUGUAUCAUUGUUUUUAUUGCGUUGUAAGAUUUAGAGACAUGUGUCCCUGGAAGCUUGUUGUUUUAACAGAUUUAAUAUAUUUGAUACAUUUUGUAUAUGACAAUUAUUGCACCGUCUAGUCAUUUAUAUUUGGUUGGCAUCACCUAAAAAUGUUAUCAUUUGAUUUUUAGAAGUUUUUGAUUUGAACUUAUUAUCUCCACAAAGUUAUUUAUUUAACAUUUUAAUCUAUCACACACUAUGAUAAAAAAUGUGUUGACAUAUUGUGUAUAUGUUUUUAUUAGACUACUUUAUUAAUAUCAUUUCAUUAAGACUUUAAGUGAGCAAAUUUUUCCUUCUCACAAAUGAACUUUCGUUACCAAAAUAUUGAUUUUCAUUAAAGCCAAAAGUAUGAGCCAAUACAGAGUGGUAUAAUAUCUUUUGAACCUUUCUGUAUUAUGUGUUUGUAUCAUGUAAAGGGUUUGAAAUCCUUUUCACAUGUCAGUAUUAUGAUUAAUUUAUUCCCAUAAUAGCUGAUGCUUUGUGUUAUUGAAUUGAAUAAGGAUUGCCUGUUCCUGUUUAACUUGGUUACCAGUUUUACUAAAUCUAUGACAUUGUGAUAUUUGUCAAUAUAUAUGACCUUUGUGUGUUGAUUUGCCAUAAAUUCCAACUCAUCACAGUUUGAUUCAUGUUUAAUGAUUUUUUAGCUCGUCUGAUUUUUGAAAAAAUAAAUCUACAAGGUAUUGUCAUCACUUGAUCGUCGGUGUCGGCAUUGGUUAAAAUGUUUGUUAAGGUUCACCUUUUGUCAAAAACCGUAAGAGCUACAGUUUUGAAACCUUGCACACUUGUUUGUCAUCAUUAGAUGACUUAGUAGGCCAAGAACCAUAUCUCUGAUAAGCAUUUUCUCAAAAUCUUGGCCCUUUUUGUACUUAGAAAAAAAUUUGAGUUCCUUGGUUAAAAUUUUUGUUUAGAUCCAUCUUUUCUCAAACACAAUAGGAGCUACAGCUCCGAAACUUUGCACACUUGUUUAUCAUCAUUAGAUUACUAUGUAGGCCAAGAACCCUAACCCUAACCAUUAUUUUAUCAGAGUUAUGGCCCUUUUUGUACUUGGAAAUUCUUAACUAUAACACUUUUCCUACAUACUGACCAGCACUUGCAGACGAGUGAUGGCACCUGUAGGCGGUGCUCUUGUUAAGUAUUUACAUGUGAAUGAGGACUUGGUUAUAAGGUCAAGGUCCUCCUCAGGUGAGCAGCUAAGGCCCAGAUGGGUCCCUUGUUAAUGAUGAAACCUUGGGGAUAUCAUUUCAUUGAAUUUACUUGGUCAUUUUUCUCUGCAUGUGAGUGGAAUAUUGCAACAGUGAAAAAUAUAUUGUUACUUUUAUAAACCUGUGAAACAGGACAUACAUUAAUUUGAAAUUGAAACAACUGACAACCUGUCUGCUCAUUAAGUAGAGUAAAAGUCAAAAGUUGCAGUUCUAACUGAAAAAAGAGGCUCUAUCCUGAGACCCAAACUGGUAACUGAAAACUGCAGUCUGUAGAUUUUUGUCAAUGAUCUGUAGUUGAGAAAUGAGAAUUUUUAAUGAUCAGCUCUAUUUUAUGUAACUGUGAAAUGAUGGCAUAAAAGUUUGCAAGAUUCUUGUCAUAUGUUUAGGGUGCUGUCUCCUUGCCUGAUCAUUCAUAUCACUGUCCUGUUUCUUGUUAAUGUGUCCACUUGUUAAGGAAGGACUAAAACAUUAUUUUAGUCUCAAAGAUAUUUUGUGUUUUUGUGUGUUCACUUGUGUUAUUGUUUAUUUGAUUUUUAUAAUGCUCCCACAUUUAUGUGGGGGUCAUAUAGCGUUACUGCUGUCCGUCCGUCUGUAUGUAUGCCCAGAAAUCUUGUGUGUCCAACUCCUCCCACCCUAAUAGCUUGAUUUGCUUCAAACUUUACAGAUGAACAAGCUUGAUGACCAAAAAGGGUGGAACUUUUGCUGUAACUAUUUUUGCAACAGUUACGGCCUUUGAUAGUUUUGCUAUAUAGAAUAUAGAGAAAAAUCUUGUGUGUCCAACUCCUCAAACACUAUUGAAAGGAUAUGCUUGAAAGUUUCACAGAUGAAGGACCUUGAUUUGAAGAUGUCCAUAAAUAAUGGAUUUUUUUUCUGUGGCUAUAUUUUUUAGCUCACCUGUCACAAGGUGAGCUAUUGUGACCGCUUGAUGUCCAUCGUGCGUCGUCCGUCAACAAUUUGUAAAAAAAUCUUCUUCUUGAAAACCACUGGGCAGAAUUACACCAAACUUCACAGGAAUGAUCCUUGGGUGGCCCCCUUUCAAAAUUGUUCAAAGAAUUGAAUUCCAUGGAGAACUCCUGUUGCCAUGGCAACCGAAAGGAAAAUCUUAAAAAAUCUUCUCAAAAAACAGAAGCCCUAGAGCUUAGAUAUUUGACAUGUAGCAUUGCCUAGUGGACCUCUACUAAAGUUGUUCAAAUCAUGACCUCCGUGUCAAAAUUGACCCCGCCCCAGGGGUCACUUGAUUUUACAUAUGAAAAUCUUCAAAAAAUUUCUAAAAAUAAACCAGAAGGCCUAGAGCUUAAAUAUUUGACAUGUAGCAUUGCCUAUUGGACCGCUAUAAAAUUUGUUUAAAUCAUGACCCCUGGGGUCAAAAUUGACCCCGCCCCAGGGGUCACUUGAUUUUACAUACGAAAAUCUUAAAAAAUCUUCUUCUCAAAAACCAGAAGCCCUAGAGCUUAGAUAUAUGGUGUGAAGUAUUGCCUAGUGGACCUCUACCAAAUUUGUUCAAAUCAUGACCCCGGGGACAAAAUUGACCCCACCCCAGGGGUUACUUGAUAGUACAUAGGAAAAUCUUAAAAAAUCUUCUUCUCAAAAAGCAUAAGCCUGGAGCUUAGAUAUUUGACAUGUAGCAUUGCCUAGUGGACCUCUACUAAAGUUGUUCAAAUCAUGACCCCGAAGUCAAUUUUGACCCCCGCCCCAGGGGUCACUUGAUUUUACAUAUGAAAAUAUUCAAAAAAUUUCUAAAAAUAAACCAGAAGGCAUAGAGCUUAGAUAUUUGACAUGUAGCAUUGCCUAGAGGACCUCUACAAAAUUUGUUUAAAUCAUGACCCUCGGGGUCAAAAUUGGCCCCGCCGCCGGGGUCACUUGAUUUUACAUAGGAAAAUCUUUAAAAAAAUCUUCUUCUCAAAAACCGGAAGCCCUAGAGCUUAGAUAUUUGACAUGUAGCAUUACCUAGUGGACCUCUACUAAAGUUGUUCAAAUCAUGACCCCGGGGUCAAAAUUGACCCUACCCUAGGGGUCACUUGAUUUUACAUAUGAAAAUCUUCAAAAAUUUUCUGGAAAUAAACCAGAAGGCCUAGAUCUUAGAUAUUUGACAUGUAGCAUUGCCUAGUAGACUUCUACAAAAUUUGUUCAAAUCAUGACUCCCGGGGUCAAAUUGGCUCCGCCCCAUGGGGUUACUUGAUUGUACAUAGAAAAAUCUUCAAAAUUUUCUGAAAAAAAAAACCCCAGAAGGCCUAGAGCUUAGAUAUUUGCCAUGUAGCAUUGCCUAGUGGACCUCUACAAAAUUUGUUCAAAUCUUGACCCCCCCAGGGUCAAAUUGACCCAGCCCCAGGGUUACUUGAUUGUGCAUAGGGAAAUCUUCAUAAAUUUGCUAAAAAUAAACCAGAAGGCCUAGAUCUUAAAGCUUAUUAAGAAAUUUGUUCAAGCAAGCAACUCUACUCAGGUGAACGAUAUAAGGCCAUCAUGGCCCUCUUGUUUUCUAGAAUUAUUGCCCUUUCUUAAUUUCCCAAAAUAGGCCAUAGUAAAGAAAUUUGGUGUGUUCAACUCGAACACCUCUUGCAGGAAUUGAUUCGAAGUUGCUCAGAUGCACAACCUUAUCUGAAUAUGACAAUAAAGGAUGGGCUGUGACAAUUUUGAUCAGUGUUAUGGCCCUUUGUUAAUUUCACUAUAUAGGGUAUAGUGAAGAAAUUUUGUGUGUUCAACUUGUCAUACUCUUUGAAGGAAUCGGUUCAACGUUGCAUAGGUGAUGAAGCUUGAUAUGAAAUUGUGCAGCAUGUGGGGGCAAAAGUGUCCUAGGAAGCAAUUCUAGUUUUGUUUUUAGCUCACCUGUCACAAAGUGACAAGGUGAGCUUUUGUGAUCGCGCGGUGUCCGUCGUGCGUGCGUCCGUGCAUCCGUAAACUUUUGCUUGUGACCACUCUAGAGGUCACCACUCUAGAGGCCAUAUUUUUCAUGGGAUCUGUAUGAAAGUUUGUCUGAAUGUUCAUCUUGAUGAUAUCUAGGUCAAAUUCGAAAGUUGGUCACGUGCCAUCAAAAACUAGGUCAGUAGGUCAAAUAAUAGAAAAACCUUGUGACCUCUCUAAAAGCCAUAUUUUUUAUGAGAUCUGUAUGAAAAUUGAUCUGAAUGUUCAUCUUGAUGAUAUCUAGGUCAAGUUCGAAACAGUGUCAUGUGUGGUCAAAAACUAGGUCAGUAGGUCUAAAAAUAGAAAAACCUUGUGACCUCUCUAGAGGCCAUACUUGUGAAUGAAUCUCCAUAAAAAUUGGUUCACCUUGAUGAUAUCUAGGAAAAAUUUGAAACUGGGUCACGUGCCAUAAAAAAAUAGGUCAGUAGGUCAAAUAAUAAAAAAACCUUGUGACCUCUCUAGAGGCCACACUUUUCAUGGGAUCUGUAUGAAAGUUGGUCUGAAUAUUCAUCUUGAUGAUAUCUAGGUCAAAUUUGAAACUGGGUCAACUGCGGUCAAAAACUAGGUCAGUAGGUCUAAAAUUAUUAAAAUCUUUUGACCUCUCUAGAGGCCGUAUUUUUCAAUGGAUCUUCAUGAAAAUUGAUCUGAAUGUUCACCUUGAUGAUAUCUAGGUCAGUUUCGAAACUGGGUCAUGUGCGGUCAAAAACUAGGCCAGUAGGUAUAAAAAUAGAAAAACCUUGUGACCUCUCUAGAGGCCAUAUUUUUCAUGAGAUCUUCAUGAAAAUUAGUGAGAAUGUUCACCUUGAUGAUAUCUAGGUAAAGUUCAAAACAGGGUCACGUACCUUCGAAAACUAGGUCAAUAGGUCAAAUAAUAGAAAAACCUUGUGACCUCUCUAGAGACCAUAUUUUUCAAUGGAUCUUCAUGAAAAUUGGUCAGAAUUUUUAUCUUGAUAAUAUCUAGGUCAAGUUCAAAACUGGGUCACAUGAGCUCAAAAACUAGGUCACUAUGUCAAAUAAUAGAAAAAACGACUUCAUACUCAAAACUGGGUCAUGUUGGAAGAGGUGAGCGAUUCAGGACCAUCAUGGUCCUCUUGUUGUUAAUGUUACAAUGCUGUCUAUGUAUUUGUUGAAAUUUCAACAUUGUCUAUAUGUUUUUGACAAAGAAUAAGCUGUGCUGUGACCAACCAUAACCAAAGAAUAAUAUGUUGUAUUGUUUAUCAUGUAAUGUGUUUUGUUCAAGAACUGAUAAAGAUGUGCAAGAUAGAUAAUAUUCAGUAUAAAAAAAAAAACAGCUGAAAAACAGCCUUUCUAAGUUUUUGUUACAUUAAAGAAGGCUUAGUCAGGAUCAGUUUUUUGUCAGAUUUCUUGUAGAAAUCCUCUAACCUUUACCCUGCAAAAUUCCUAAAAUGGACAUGGUCGCAAAGGGAGAACUUGCCACCAGCAGGCUAAAGGUUAAUAUGUAUCUUUCAAUAGUAUAAUGUUUAGAGAUACACAGGGGGAAUAGUGAAAAAUUUAAAAUCCUUUUUUGACUAUAGUAAAAUAAGUAUUUCUCACUAGACGAAAGACUUUCCAGGUUGGGUUAACAAUUGAAAAUGGCUGUAAAAUCAUAUUCCACUUUCCUUUGUUAAUGUUCCUUAGUACAUGAACAAUGUAAGAUAAAUAGAGUCUUGAUGAAAUGAAUUGUCACAACUUAUAGAUAGAUAUAUAGUUGGUAUUGCAGCAAGAUUAAAGUUGAUAAACCA